This is a messenger RNA of Cyprinus carpio (common carp), 1355 nucleotides long. RefSeq names its product acid-sensing ion channel 2-like. The record is from RefSeq and is a predicted model, not a curated record. The transcript is spliced from 2 exons. Lineage: Eukaryota; Metazoa; Chordata; Actinopteri; Cypriniformes; Cyprinidae. Gene Ontology annotation, molecular function: ligand-gated sodium channel activity. Gene Ontology annotation, cellular component: membrane. Gene Ontology annotation, biological process: sodium ion transmembrane transport. Bases 343 to 1014 code for a protein of 223 amino acids.
UUGCGUUUUUUACAUGUGAAAGUGUGCGGGUAUCUCACAUCUGUACCGGCUGAGUUGUCGCUCGCGUGGAUACCGCGAGGAGCGUGAAGCAGCGGACGCGUGAUGGUUUGGAUGGACUAGCGCGGGAAGUGCGAGACUAGGAGAAGCUCGCGUUUUAAACUCUCCGUCGACUCGGGAUCAACGACAACAUCUUCUCCAGCCCUCUCUGACCCGCCUCCCUCUGCCUCUCUCUCUCUCUCUCUCUCUCUCUCUCUCUCUCUCACACACACACACACACACACACUCAUGCACGGCUGGAUGUUGUGUCGUUUGGCUACGUGAGGUGCCAAGAAUCGCCUUCGGAUGUCCAGUGACCGUGUGUGUGUGUGCGUGUCAGUGAUGGACCUGAAGGAGGGCUGUGGAAGCGAGGCCAGCCGUGAGACCGAGAGCGGAGGCAUGGGAAGCCUGGGAAGCCCCACGUCUUGGCAGUCCUUCGCCCAUCGAAGCACCCUGCACGGUUUACGCUUCAUCUUCCCCUACUCUUCCUCCUCCUCUUACCGCUCCACUUCACGCCGUCUGCUCUGGAGCGCGGCCUUGCUGGCCAGCCUGGUGCUACUUGUCCUGGAGAGCACCGAACGGCUGGCUUACUUCCUCUCCUACCCCCACGUCACGAGUGUGGAUGCUGUGGUUUCUGGCAGCCUAGUCUUUCCCGCUGUCACCGUCUGUAAUCUGAACGCCUACCGUUUCACGCGUCUCAUGCAGAAUGACCUCUACCACGCUGGGGAACUGUUGGCCCUGCUGGACGUGCAUCUGCAGAUCCCUGAGCCGCACCUGGCCGAGCCCCACGUGCUGGCCUUUCUCACAGAGAAAUCCAACUUCACUAACUACCGGCCCAAGCCUUUCAGCAUGCGGGAGUUCACUGAACGAGUGGGCCACGACCUGAAAGAGAUGAUGCUCUACUGCCGUUUCCAGGGCCAGGAGUGCAGCCACCAGGACUUCAAAACGGUGAGUUUCUGCAAGGUGUUUCUUUUAUAAAGUAUUUUUCGAGGCUCGCUAGACCUGGAAAAAAAUGUGUUCUGCUGUUGUGGACUAAAGCAUUAUGGGCUCAGUGCUGUUAGCUCUAAAGAUUAUCCUUGUCGUUCAGCUGUUUCAAAGGUUUGUAAAAAAAUGAUGAUAUUGAUUCUUGCUGAUGGUGUGGUUCUGGAUGCUAAGCUGUGGAGUGAAGAGUUUUACUACUCUAUUAAGCUAAUCUUUCACUUUUCACUCUAUACGUGCAGAUUUUUUCAUCUUAACUGUGAUUCUGUGCUUAUGUUAUGUGAUGGGCUUAUUGAUAGUUUGUUGAGUGUCUAGGAUUCAUUGCAUCUCUUUCCAAAACG